AUGUCUGCAGUUAGACCUGUAUUAGUCGUGGCUGGCGUACGAGCGGGAGGCACCGGUGCGGCGACAGCUGCCGCAUUUGCACGCAAGGGAUACAGCCUCGCCCUGAUUUCCAGAGGUGCCGAAGAUCUCAAAGCUUUAGAGGAGGAGUUGAAGGCGGCUGGCAACGAUGCAACAGCAUUUCCCGUCCCAUCCUACUCUGCCACAUCCAUCUCAUCCGUAUUCCAUUCCAUCCACGCCCGAUACCCUUCACCUCAGUACGCCAUCCGCGCCGCGCUCUACAACGCGAGCCAUAGCAUCCGGAAACCUUUCCUCGACAUCACUUUAGCUGAUUUUCACGCUGCGCAGGAGACAAUCGUGGAGGGUUCUUUUGCAUUCGCACAGGAAGUCAUACCGAUUUUCAAGAGAAAUGAAAUCGAUGUGGAUACUGGAAAGAGGGGAUUUAUCAUCUUUACCGGGUCGACGACGAGUAUAAGGGGGAAUACGACGACAAGUGCAGCUGCGCCAGCGAAGUGGGGGAUGAGAGCGUUGAGUCAGAGUUUGGCAAAGGAGUUUGGUCCAUAUAACAUCCACGUUGCUCAUGCUAUCAUAGAUGGAGUCAUCAACACACCUUUUUCUCGCUCCAGGUUCCAUGACCCACCCAAUUGGGUAGAGAAUGAGGAUAUCAGAUUGAAUGCUGAGGAUAUUGCCAAGGUCUGUGGUUCUUCCUGGUUCUUCCUGAUCUCCGCGUACGUUUACCUUGCGGAGCAGCCGCGCUCUGCUUGGACUUGGGAACUCGAUUUGCGGCCGGCGCACGAGAAGUGGUGA
Molecule: messenger RNA, 804 nt
Organism: Lentinula edodes (shiitake mushroom)
Lineage: Eukaryota; Fungi; Basidiomycota; Agaricomycetes; Agaricales; Omphalotaceae
Product: short-chain dehydrogenase/reductase SDR
Exons: 8
Coding region: 1-804 (267 amino acids)
Source: RefSeq, a predicted model, not a curated record